Tetrahymena thermophila SB210 is the source of this 3621-nucleotide messenger RNA. Its product is annotated as transmembrane protein, putative. The transcript is spliced from 17 exons. The record is from RefSeq and is a predicted model, not a curated record. NCBI's taxonomy places the organism in Eukaryota, Ciliophora, Oligohymenophorea, Hymenostomatida, Tetrahymenidae.
AUGGCUCUUUUAGUUAAGUUAAAACAAAAAUGUAUUGAUUUAGAAGAUUAAGAUUCAUGCUGUUCUGAAUUAAGAAAUACGCACAAGUAAUUAACUAUAUAGGAUUCUGAUUAGAUUGACAUACAAUUAGAGAGUAAAUCAUUAAAGUCUAAUGGCAUAAAUCAGCAAUAAAAUGAUACUUUCAAAGGCAGCAUAAAAUAAGAAAACUAUUUGAACUCUUAGAUUCAAUCUGAAAAGGAGAACUUGCAAAAUUAAGGAGAGGUGAUUAAUGGGAUACAUAGAGUUUAAUCACAUUAAUAUCAAGAUAAGCUGAAAAACAUUAAUGACUAGGGGGAUGUGUCUGAGUAAUUAGAUCUAGAUAUUGAUUUAUCUUAGUAGCAAUUGAAGGUUGAUAUAUAAGAAUGUAAUAAAUAGAUCAAAUAUAAUUACUACUUAAAGAACGACCCAAAGUUAAAUAAAUAAAGAAGAUAUAGACUUUUAGAGUCUAUUUGUUCAGCUAAAAUAGAAACUAAUUUCUUUUGCUGGAGAUCAAAAAAUAACGAUACUGAUUAGCUUUCACUUUAAAGUCUAUUGUAUCUCAACCAAAUAAAAAGCUUACUAUGCUUAUUUUUUAUACUUUUUAUUUUGAGUUUACCAACAUUUUAUAUUUGUGCAAAAAUUAGUAAAGACCUACAUUAUGAAUAUAUUAAUGAUUUCUAAUCGUUCUUUCUUUACCCAACAAUAGCAGGUAUCGGUUACAAAUUUUGGUAAUGUGACAUGUUUAUUGCUAAUAAAACAUCAGAUUAGACAAUUGAUUUAAAGUGCUCUUAAGGUAUUUUAGAUUUUAAGUUUGCUCAAAUAGGAUUAACAAAUCCUGAUGACACCUAGAGUAUUUAAGGUUGUGAAUUUAUCGAAUUGUAAAAAGUUUAAGUAGACUGCUUGAAAAUUGAUAUAAAUAAUUCAACAUCCUAUAAUAACAUUUAUAAUAGAUGCUAGUAUAAAAAUGCUUGCUAGAUAAGCUCGAUUGAGAUUUUAACCUUCUUUAAAGAUGAUACAGAUUGCGAUAAUAAUAUUUAAUAACAAAAUAUGUUUAUCUCUGUUCCUUGUAGAAAUUAAAAUGUGGAUAUUUUUGGAAUUCCAAUAUCUAAUUACCACGCAUCAAUUACAAUUAUUCUAUUACAGACUUUUGGAAUAAUACUUUUUUUGUUAUUCUUCUUACAUCAGUGUUUUAUCAAUAAGACGAUUAGGAAAAGAAUAAAAAAUAAAAUUGCAUUGGUUUAAAAGCAUUCUCUAGAAGUUUAAAAUAUUCCUAAAAUGCAUUUUAAUUGGACUCAAGAACUACUCUGGUUGCAUUUAUAAAGAGGUUUGAAUGAAUAUACUUAAUAAAAAUAAGAGCAAGAAAUUAAAAUAAUAGACAUCUAAAUGGCUCUUCCUGAAUGCUUAAUUUAAAGAGACUUAAUUCUUAAAUAAUAAAUAGAAAAAAUAUAAAAUAAAGUUAUUAGAUUCAUAAACUAAUAUGAUCCAGAUAGCUUCAAAUUAGGGUAAGGAAUCAAUAGAAUAUAAAUAGAUUAGCUGAGAAAAAUAUUUGAUUUUGUUAGCAAUCCUAAAACUAAGAAAAAAUGUUAUAAAGAUUUAAUGGAUAUUGUGAAUAGCAAAUAAAAAAUUGAGAAACUUAAAGAACAAAUUAAAUGUCUUGAUAAUAGUUAAACCUGUAAGUCCAGAUGUAUUAAUUUGGAAAAACCUCUUUGUUGGAAUAAUCAGUUAAUCAUUACAUUCCCUAAUAUAUACCUUGGUACUAUUAAUUUUCAUCAUAUUCAAAAAGUGUUUAAUAUGAUUUCUCCAACAGUAAAUUGCUAUGAAUACAGAUCAGUUAAUUAAAGUGUAUUAUCUUAAGAUCCUUAAGAUUUAGACUAAGUGUAUUGUUUUUGUUCAACCAAUGCAUUUUCAGAUGAAUAAAUUUGUUUAUAAAUUUUCUAAAUGGCUUAAUUGAAAAAGUUAUAUCCUUUUUUUAUAAUGCUUAUAUUAAACAUAGCGCAGGUCUUAUUAGUCAAAUUAACUAAAUAUUGUGUCAAAAAAUUAAAGCUAUAGAAUAAAAUUGAAAAAGAUGUUCUGCUGUUUUAGUUAUUAGUUUUUAUCAAAAUACUAAAUAAUGUAGUAUUGUAUUACUUGAUAAAUAAAUUACCAUUAAACUAAGGUAAAACUUAAAAUAAUAGUUUUGGUAAUUAUGUAGAUUUUUCACCUGAGUGGUACAGGAAUGUUGGAAUGUUCUUUUGUAUUCACUAUCUUAUAAAAAUAUGUCUUUAUAUUAUUUAAAACAUUACCUAAAUAAUUUAUAGAAAGAUUAGAUUGCACAUAGAUCAUAAGUGCAAAAAGAAAAAAGCUCAGACUUAUUAAAAAACAAAUUUUGAUUAUAUACACCUCCAUUAAGGACCUGAAUUUUAAAUUGCUUGCUCUUACUCUGAAGUUUUCGAAUAUAUAUUCGUUACAAUGGUAUUAGGAUUUGGAAUACCGUUUUUCUAUUUCAUUACAUUUCUUUUCUUGGUGUUUCACAUAUACUUUGAAAAAUAUUACAGCAUUGUAGGAAAGAAUCAUAUUAGUACAAUAGUUAAAUCUCUUAAAAUUUCAUGGUAAAAUACUGAUGCUAAUAACUCUUAAGUUAAUGACUAAUAAGAUUAAGAUAAUGCAAUUCCUAUUUUUAACCCUUAGAACUUCUAACCAGAAGGCUCAUAUUUUAUAAAAAUAAGCACUUACACUUAUUUAAUUUUAUUUCUAUGCUUUUAUUUUAGAGAAAAAAUUAUAAGUAUGUAUUAAUACCUAAGCUACAUUAGCAAAUAUGAUGCUAAGCGUAAGGCUUUCAAUAAUGACUCUUAAAUAAAAAAAUUACCUUUUAACUAUAAACCUCUCUAUCAACUUUAUUCAAUAAGAUAGUUGCAAGAGCUUUCAUAACUUUAAGAAUAUUAUAUUGAAAAAGAGGUUUCUGAUAUAAGAAAAUAAAGAUUUAUAAAUAAGAAAAAAGAAAUUGACUAAGUAAUAAAAAGCAAACUUGAUGAAAACUUAGAUUUAGAUUAUUCAGAAAAACCUGUGAGUGGAUGUUUAAGUUAUGAUAUUAUGGUCAACCCAAAUUAUAGCAGGUAUUUCGAUUGGAAAACUGACUUGAUUAUUUUUAAAAUGAAUAAAGUAAAAAAAGAAGAAAUAUGUAGUAAAUUAACUCAAAGUGUUGCAGUAAAAAAAUAAAUUUAAGGAGUCUAGAAUAAAUAGAGCGCUUUUCGAGUUAUUUAGUAAUUCAAAAGACAAAUAAAUAGUAGAUAUUAAUCUUUUAAAGAUUCUAAAAAAAAUGAAACAACCAAUUAUACAGAAGAUAAUUUAAAUCAAAUAAAAUUAGUUAGUAAGAGUGAAAAUGAUAAGCAAUAAUAAGAAAAAUAAUAGAAUUAGAUUAAAAAUCAUAAUGGGGAUUUAACAUUUUAAGGUAUUAAAGAUAUCCAAAAUGAAAUAAUUGAUAUUUAAAUAUUAUCUUCAGAAGAUCUAGUUAAUAGUAUAAAAAGAAUCGAUCAUCACAAUACUGUCCCAUAAUUCUAUUAAUUUUUUUAAAAAAAUUUGACUUUGCUUUAGGCUAAUGAAUUAAAUGUAAAUAAACCUAAUUGA